GAAAUAGAAUCUAGACAUUUGGAUUCUGUGGUUCUUCGGCGAAAUGAUGGCAGUUGAUUUCGUAUCAAUUAGAAAGUUUUAAAAAUUAGUUUCUCUUCAGCGAGAAAUAAAAAUAUUUUAAGUGAUCGGUAACGUGAUAUGUCAGAUAAUUACAAAAUGUCUGUUGCUGAGUUUUUAAAGGGCCUGCCUUCUCACAAUGAAAAUAACUUCGCUAAUUUUCAUACAGAUAGUGGAAACAGAACUUGUGUAAAAAAACCUUCAGUUUAUCUUCCUACAAAAGAUCAUCCUUCAGAACAAAUUAUAGUUACAGAGAAAACAACCAUACUACUAAGGUAUCUUCAUCAACACUGGGAUAAAAAUCAUGCUGAUAGAAAACGUGAUUUUUUGUCUGCUAAUGGUGAUUCUGAAGAUGAUGCUGCUACAGUUCAUAGCAAAAGGCCACGUCUUGAUUUAAACAAUACCAUAUAAACUGCAACUCAGUUAUAAUUAUAAUUUCAUUAUUAUUCACCUACCUACAUUUCCAUUAUUUGCUAAACUAAUUUUCAUUGUUUAUUAAACUAUAUGAUUUUUAAAUAUUAUAAACAUAUCUACAAUUCAGAAAAAUUAUUUCAAAACGUUGCUUUUUAGAUGUUAAAUAUACACAAAUUAAAUAUUAUGUGAAUAUUACAAAUAUAGGAAAUAACGUUUUCAAAUAAUGUUUCUUUGGAUAUGUGAAGUCAUUGUAAUAAAAACAAGUAUUACAUUAAUUUCAUGUUCGUCGCUUUAUACUAUAUUGUAUAUUUAACAUUUGGUUCGAAAAAUUUGUAUUUAGCAUAAAUAAUAAUUGCUCUAUACUGCACAAUAUGUAUAGGUGAACGUGUUCAUUGUUAUUAACAACAAAACAUGACUAAUGUAACAUAUGUGCGUUACGAUUUAAGAAAAAAUUAUUAACAUUUUAUUAAUUUAAGAUAUAAUAGAGCAUUUAUUGAAAUAAUUUUGUAAAUUUGUUUUACAAUGCACAUGUUUUCAAAUCUAUAUUACAUAUUUAUGU
Messenger RNA from Apis laboriosa (Himalayan honeybee), 1030 nucleotides. Its product is annotated as DET1- and DDB1-associated protein 1. Gene Ontology annotation, biological process: positive regulation of proteasomal ubiquitin-dependent protein catabolic process. The transcript is spliced from 4 exons. The record is from RefSeq and is a predicted model, not a curated record. NCBI's taxonomy places the organism in Eukaryota, Metazoa, Arthropoda, Insecta, Hymenoptera, Apidae. Bases 139 to 468 code for a protein of 109 amino acids. Gene Ontology annotation, cellular component: Cul4-RING E3 ubiquitin ligase complex.